GCGCACGGCCGGAUAGGCGCGAGGGGGCCGCGUGGGGCGGCGGCGGCGUCCUGGUCCCCAGAGCCGGUCUCGCGCGCCGGGCGUUUUCCUUCCUUCCGCCGCCGCCGCCGCCGCCGCCGCCGCCACAUCCCGGGACCCGAGGGGCCGCGGCGCGGAGGCCGCCGGCGGCGGCGCGGAGGCCUCGGGGCAGGGUGGGGCGGGCCUCCCGCGCUCCCGGGACCCCGCGCGCUUCGCCCACAGGCCAGGCGACGCCCGACCCGCGCGGCGCCUCCAGGGCCAGGGGAGGAGCCUAAGAACCCGGACGAGCGCCGCUCCAGUAGGGUGAGCUCGGGGACGCGCAGGCGGGUGGGUUUCAGCGCCCGGGCCGCCGCGGGGCGCACGGAAAAACCGGAGAACCUGCGGGUUUUGUCCUGGCGAGCCACAUCCCGUGACAAGAGGAACCAAGAACGUCAGUUCAGGGGAAACACAGCAAGGAAAUGUAAGCCCCAGGCUGCAGAAGGAAGAGUCAGUGAAUGGCUGCAGUGUGACAACAUGCACCACCAGUGGCUUCUGCUGGCCGCAUGCUUUUGGGUGAUUUUCAUGUUCAUGGUGGCUAGCAAGUUCAUCACGUUGACCUUUAAAGACCCAGAUGUGUACAGUGCCAAACAGGAGUUUCUGUUCCUGACAACCAUGCCAGAAGUGAGGAAGUUGCCAGAAGAGAAGCACAUUCCUGAGGAACUGAAGCCAACUGGGAAGGAGCUUCCAGACAGCCGGCUCGUUCAGCCCCUGGUCUACAUGGAGCGCCUGGAACUCAUCAGAAACGUCUGCAGGGAUGAUGCCCUGAAGAAUCUCUCGCACACUCCUGUCUCCAAGUUUGUCCUGGACCGAAUAUUUGUCUGUGACAAGCACAAGAUUCUUUUCUGCCAGACUCCCAAAGUGGGCAACACCCAGUGGAAGAAAGUGCUGAUUGUUCUAAAUGGAGCAUUUCCUUCCAUUGAGGAGAUCCCCGAAAACGUGGUGCACGACCACGAGAAGAACGGCCUUCCUCGGCUCUCUUCCUUCAGUGAUGCAGAAAUUCAGAAGCGAUUGAAAACAUACUUCAAGUUUUUUAUUGUAAGAGAUCCCUUUGAAAGACUUAUUUCUGCAUUUAAGGAUAAAUUUGUUCACAAUCCCCGGUUUGAGCCUUGGUACAGGCAUGAGAUUGCUCCUGGCAUCAUCAGAAAAUACAGGAGGAACCGGACGGAGAGCCGGGGGAUCCAGUUUGAAGAUUUCGUGCGCUACCUGGGUGAUCCGAACCACAGAUGGCUAGACCUUCAGUUUGGGGACCACAUCAUUCACUGGGUGACGUAUGUAGAGCUCUGUGCUCCCUGCGAGAUAAUGUACAGUGUGAUUGGACACCACGAGACUCUGGAGGACGAUGCCCCAUACAUCUUAAAAGAGGCUGGCAUUGACCACCUGGUGUCAUACCCGACCAUCCCUCCGGGCAUUACCGUGUAUAACAGAACCAAGGUGGAGCACUAUUUCCUGGGCAUCAGCAAACGAGACAUCCGACGCCUGUAUGCACGUUUCGAAGGGGACUUUAAGCUCUUUGGGUACCAGAAACCAGACUUUUUGCUAAACUAAUGCAUAAGACGUAUGAAUUCAAAUAUCUUUAUUAGACCUGGGGGUAACCAGGUAAAGAUCUGAGCCCAAAAAUGACCCUUCCUCUACCACACCCCUCCUUUUAGGACGCCCGGGGUCUUCCACAGGCCUGUGAGUUGCCUCAGCAUAUGACGCAGGACCCCGACUGUUAAAACUUAUUUUGGAUGUAAGAUGCUCUGAGGACACUGCCCACACUCCUGCGUGCAUUAGGAUCUCGCUGGCCUUUGCCCACCUCAGAGGGGAGAAAAGGCUAAAGAUUUGCAGUUUGACAGCCCAGCAGGGAGGAAGCAUCACACAGCGUUAGGAGCCAUUUCCCUCAGGUGUUAAGGAAGGGGAUGCCCCUGAGGUUCUCCUGGCUAGUCGGGGUGGCUUCAGCCGUCACUGGUGGGUUGCAGGAACAGCACCCAGCACUCUGAGGAGGGACAGAGAAGCAAGGGGGCUGCUGAAAUCGCAGAGACUUUUGCAGCAUCAGAUCUGAGGAGUAAAACAGAUCUGAGGCCUUCAUCUUGGUGCUGCAACAAUUGUGGAGGCAAAGCAUUCUUUCUGUGACUGUUUUGUUCCUAUAGACAGUCAGCGAUGGCCAGAGGGUGGUGUGGUGUCCAGGGGUCCAUCUUUCCAGAAUCCAUGCCUGUGUAAUGCUGGUCCAAGCUUCUGAACCUGUGUCUGUCAAGCGCCUAUUUCAUUCAGCACAAGAGAUACGAUUUUAGAAGGUGAGGGGAGGGGAGGCUUUUUCUGCCUGAGGAGAAUGUCUUUGAGGGCUUUAAAAGGACCAUGGCCCAGGAAUGGGGGAUCUGGUUGGGCUUGGAGCUCCGGCUGCUGUGGAUUCCAGCACAUCAGUUCUGACUUGCCUUACCUGGGUGGACAGCAGUGAGUCUCCACCUGUCUUCUCCAGGGAACUCCCAUGUUGGGGCUGAAGACGAGCAGGGGCAACAUGCCAGCAUCACAGAAUUCAGUGUAGUUUACACAUUUCGAUUCCUUUCAUCUCAGCAAAAUGGGCACCGCCAGAGCCAUUUCUGAUCACACCACCAUCCUGGACCAUGUGACUGGAAGGUGGGUAACCAAGUUCACCAGCAAUAAAACCCAGGGCCCAGGUAGCCUCCAGCAGUGCAGCUUCCUGGCAACGAGGUAGGCCCUGGUGCAGGGCAAGCCGCAGCGACCAUUUCAGAUACCGUCCACAGCCAAGACCGCUGAGACCUGGGACAGUUUCCUGGGAUGAGUGCCAGCCAGAGCCUGCAUGGUGCUGCCGAGCCCGGGGUGGAGGAGGGAGCCAGGCUUCGCUUCAAGGCGGCCUCUACCUUUUCUCAGAAUGGUUUCCUGAUUGUGUCAAUGUGAAAGUUAAAUAAAAUUUAUGUGCCAAACCUGA
Messenger RNA from Pongo pygmaeus (Bornean orangutan), 2983 nucleotides. It is a transcript of the gene CHST10, whose product is annotated as carbohydrate sulfotransferase 10. The coding region runs from base 532 to 1602 and encodes 356 amino acids. Gene Ontology annotation, molecular function: sulfotransferase activity. Gene Ontology annotation, cellular component: membrane. Gene Ontology annotation, biological process: carbohydrate biosynthetic process; proteoglycan biosynthetic process. The transcript has 7 exons. The record is from RefSeq and is a predicted model, not a curated record. Lineage: Eukaryota; Metazoa; Chordata; Mammalia; Primates; Hominidae.